Molecule: messenger RNA, 1252 nt
Organism: Xyrauchen texanus (razorback sucker)
Lineage: Eukaryota; Metazoa; Chordata; Actinopteri; Cypriniformes; Catostomidae
Product: ras-related protein Rab-38-like
Exons: 3
Coding region: 297-995 (232 amino acids)
Biological process (GO): vesicle-mediated transport
Cellular component (GO): vesicle; trans-Golgi network; Golgi apparatus
Molecular function (GO): GTPase activity; GTP binding
Source: RefSeq, a predicted model, not a curated record
UCCUCGUUCAGAUCAUCGGACUUGUAGUAGGGUUCUUUACUUCACUGAUUCCAUUCUGAAUAUUUCUUGUUUGAAAGUCUCGACAGCGCGGGUAGAACCACAGAAUGACAAGAAGUUGUCGACAGGCAAAAUAAGUGCGAAACUUCUCACCUCUGUAAAGAACACACUAUUGCCUACUUUUACACACGCACCACCAGCUCCACCGAAAGUCAGUGAAUGACUUCACUGUCUAUCAGCGACAACCAAGAUGCAUUGUAGUGAAAAGCCUACAACAUUUAAGCUCUAUCUUUACGUUAAUGAAAGAAACGAUUUCAUUUGGACUUGAAAUGCAGCAGGAACGGUUACUCAAAGUUCUCAUAAUUGGAGAUUUGGGUGUGGGGAAAACUUCCAUUAUAAAGCGUUAUGUCCAUCGGAUUUUUUCUCAACAUUACCGCGCAACGAUCGGCGUUGACUUUGCUUUGAAAGUCCUGAAUUGGGAUCACCGGACAGUCAUUCGAUUGCAGUUGUGGGACAUUGCUGGACAAGAGAGGUAUGGCAACAUGACACGUGUGUAUUACCGAGAGGCUGUUGGGGCGCUGGUGGUUUUUGAUAUGACACGUGUCUCCACUUUCCAAGCUGUAUUAAAAUGGAAAAAAGACCUUGAUUCUAAAGUUGCGCUGGGCAAUGGACGGCCUCUGCCAGCUGUUCUACUGGCCAACAAGUGUGACCAACAGAGAUUAUGUUCCAAACUGCCUAAACUUGACAAUUUCUCCAAAGAGUAUGGCUUUGUGGGUUGGUAUGAAACGUCUGCCAAGGACAAUACAAACAUUGAUGCAGCCAUCAUGUGUCUUGUAGACAAUAUAAUGGCCAUUGACGUGGAAGACAUUCCUGUGGAAUCAGACCCCAGUGUUCUGGUCCUGCCUACCUUUGAUUAUAACCUGCAAGAACACAGUGGCUCUAGCUGCUCUGUCUGCAAUAAAACCCAGCCCAGCAGAAAACCCCACAGUGAAUUAUAGGGAGAGAGAGGGAGAAAGAGAGAGAGAGAGAGAGAGAGAGAGAGAGAGAGAGAGAGAAGUCACACCCUUUGUUGGGCCUUCAGUUUGUGCUGAUCUAAGCCUUUGUGGGAAAGACAAGACCACAAAGCCUUAACUUAUAUACACAUUAAAAUGUGCCAAAAACAACAAUGUCAUCAAUAAAACAUGCAGAGAUUACCCAGUCUUCUCUGAUGAAUACUUAAUGUUUUAGACUCAAAUCUAAAUAAAGGCUGUUACAG